Messenger RNA from Homarus americanus (American lobster), 2856 nucleotides. It is a transcript of the gene Dera, whose product is annotated as deoxyribose-phosphate aldolase-like. Gene Ontology annotation, molecular function: deoxyribose-phosphate aldolase activity. Lineage: Eukaryota; Metazoa; Arthropoda; Malacostraca; Decapoda; Nephropidae. The record is from RefSeq and is a predicted model, not a curated record. Bases 336 to 1292 code for a protein of 318 amino acids. Gene Ontology annotation, cellular component: cytoplasm. Gene Ontology annotation, biological process: carbohydrate catabolic process; deoxyribonucleotide catabolic process. The transcript has 7 exons.
UGUGAGGUGAAAUAUAGAUGGAGCCCAAUUAGCAUCAUUCCCAUACUCCAAGAGAGAUAAUGUGAGAUUAUAUUAUCCUGUACCAACAGGAGAUCUCAGCCAAUAUCUUUCUCCUCCACAUAAAGAAGAUGUUAGUUUUAUGUUAUAUUAUUGCUUUUCGACAAGCUGGCCCAAUGUGAAUUUAUGUAAUGACUAUUUUACUAAACUUAUCUAUUUAAGUGCCAUAAAUCUCUUAAGAUGUGAUCUUAUUGGCUGCUGAGUGGCACUCCCACCAUACCUCGUCGCUGAUUGGUCACCCAGAUGUCUGUCGGACACCAAUCAUAAUCAUUGUAAACAUGGCGGAUAGGAACGCAGGCAUCGACCUUGACUUGGGAUGGGUGAACAGUGUACGGAUCAACCUGCCGGCAGUGAAACGUCGGGCUGAGACUUUGGGUACAAAACGCACAGUGAAAAAACAGUGGCAGGCAGCUUGGCUUUUGCGUGCUGUGACUUGUAUUGACCUUACCACUCUCUCAGGUGAUGACACUAAUGCUAACAUUCAGCGGCUCUGCCACAAAGCAGCACGCCCUGUUCGCUAUGACAUCAUUGAGGCCUUGGGUAUGGAGAAUGCUGGCAUCACCUGUGGAGCUGUGUGUGUCUAUCCUUCCCGGGUAGCUGGUGCCGUCAAGACCCUAGACAAGAUUGGAGUGGAUAUUCCUGUAGCAGCAGUGGCGACUGGAUUCCCAUCUGGACAAUACCAUCUCCAGACUCGAUUGCAAGAGAUCAAGUUAACUAUUGCUGAUGGUGCAAAGGAGAUUGAUAUUGUUAUCAAUCGAGAAAUGGCUCUCACUGGCAACUGGGAGGGAUUGUAUAAGGAACUGAAAUUAAUGCGAGCUGCAUGUGGUGAUGCUCACAUGAAAGCCAUCCUGGCAGUAGGAGAGUUAGGUUCCAUGAACAAUGUGUAUAAAGCCUCCUUGGUGGCCAUGAUGGCAGGGGCUGAUUUCAUCAAAACCUCAACUGGCAAGGAAGGGGUCAAUGCCAUCCUGCCAGUAGGAGUUGUCAUGUGCAGAGCCAUUAGGGACUUCUAUGAACACACAGGACACAAGGUAGGAUUCAAACCUGCUGGUGGGAUCCGGGCAGCCAAGGAUGCUCUUGUAUGGCUAAUGCUCAUUAAAGAGGAGCUUGGUAAUGAUUGGCUCAACAACCACAUGUUCAGGAUUGGUGCAUCAGGACUUUUGGGUGACAUCGAGCGUCAACUCUUCCACUACGUGUAUGGGCGCUAUGCUGCUGCGUCUGAGCUUCCGAUGGCCUAAGAAUGUUGACAGUCAGGAGUGGUAAUUGAAAAUGUCUUGAAUAUAAAAUUUGUCUUUUCCGGUUCAAUGGCUGAUAGUGUGGUUUUAAGAAUAAUGUUUAAUUUUUCAGUACAUGAACAAGAAUGUUUAAGUUAAUUGGUACAAUUUUAUGUUUGGAAGUGUACUGUCAUAGUUAAAUUCUUAAAAAUAAUAUACGAAAGUAAAUACCUGUACGUACAUGUAAUGUAUGCAAAUUGGGCUCUCCAGAAAUAUCAAGGAAGACAUGACCUUCACUAGUACUAAUUGUACUAUGCUUUCUAAGGAGCAUUCAUAUAAGUGGUACUUGCUCAGGUAAGAAUGCAAAGACAUUCCAUAAAUGUAUUCCUACUACUGUAUCUGCCACAACUAGGGAUGUAUGAGUCACUGAAAUGGUUUUCAUUCUGUAUUCUUUAAAUUUCUUCCAUACUGCUUACCAUUCUGUGUAGUCUUAAGUGAAAUUAUAUUUGCUGUGCCAAUAUACCUUCAGGAGCUCAAUGGAAUAUAGAUAAAGUUCUAUUAAUCAGUGCCUUAUAAUAUAAGAAUUAAAUCUAAAAAUAGUUAUACCUGUACUGUAUAUGUAUAAUUCUGAUGAUGCUUUAUUUUUGACUGUAUUUCUCCAAGUACAGUAUAUGAAGUUUUAAUUCUGUAUUUAUACCUGCAUGUUCAAACACAAUAUGUAACUCAGCUCAUAAAAGACAAGAAAUGCUAUACACCACAGAGAAAAAGAAUUCUGAUAAUUAUCAUUACUGCUCUCCCCCUUGUGUGUGUGUGGAGUGGAACAAGGGAUACAGAAACCUUGAGAUUAAAUGUUAUUGAAAAGGCAAGUGUAGGUAUACCUGGCAACAACAGGAAAGUACAGUAGAGUUGCUCGUUAAUGCAGAUCCUAAUAAGAUUAAUUCACACACUCUUAUGCACUUGCUAUUAUCCAUUAACGCGAGUCCGAUGCAUGAUAACACGAGCCAAGCUGAACUAUGGUGAUCCUUGGAAAAAUUUCCCAAGUGGUCCAUCAGUUCUCCAGCAGCAAAAUUGUAAGUGAUCCAGCUAACAUUAUCAUCCAUGGAGUUUGGCUAGCCAGUGAGCCCAGACAACAUGGCAGUAUUUGUUGAUCAUUGUUUUUUCUGCACUAUGCAGUGUGUAUUGCCUUUUAUUUCUGAAUAUGUUUAUCAUUUCCACCACUUUUCAGUUUGUUUUUCAUUAUUUUUGUGAUCAACUCCAACAACAUUGAGUCAACAGGAGUUGUGGCAGGAAGGGAUAACACAGUGGAGGACAGAACCAACCAGACACUCCCCAUUUGCCCAGCUCACCAGCUAAUGCAUCCCUACAUACAUAUGGUAUUAUUUUCCAAGUUUCAUUGUGUGUUUUAUUUACUUUGUACUGCACAUGUAUUGUGUUCAAGCACUGCAUUUUCUUCUCAAAUGUUUAGCAUUUACUGCUUUUUAAUAGUUAUUGAGCAUUAUGUAGUGUAUUUUUUGGCCCUUCAAUCAUAGUUCCUAUUUUCCCAUUGAAAUUAGGUACUCUGUAUGUGUAUUAAUACAUUUUUUAUUAA